UGGCCUCUGGGACAGAAAAGGAACCGGAGGUGGUUGGUCAGGAACACCCAGAGCCACCGGUUCUUGGAAUCGGUGACUCCGGGGAUGGGAAUGGCAACCGGAAUGUCCAGUGAGUGUGGGGUGCAGGGCUCUGCCAGGACACCGAGGACACCGGGGCUGUAAAGUCCCUCCCCAGGACACGCUCAGAGCCCCGUCAUGGCCAUGAGGAGCCUGUGGUGGCCCCCGCGCCAGGGGGAACCAGGCAGUGGUCCCAGGACACCGGGCAGCUGCCUGAGGAACCGGGAAGUGGUCCCAAGACACCGGGGAGUCUCCCCGGGGUACCGGACAGCGGCCCCAGAGCACAGGGAAGUGCCUGGGCAGUCGGGAAGCAGCCCUGGGGUACCGGGCAGCCUCCCCGGGCACGGGGUAAUAGUCCCAGCCUGCCCGGGAAGCCGAGCCCCGCCCGGUACCGGCAGCUCCCGGAGCUCGAGGUCCCGCCCCGCCCCACCCCCGGCGACUCCGGGCUAAGCUCCGCACCCUCCGCCCUUAUCUCCGCGAGCCGACACCGAGCGCGCCGGCGGUAUCGGCGGCAGCAGCCCUGGGCGGGGCACUGGGGUCCCGGCCCCACCGGACCCGGCCCUAGCGGCCGCUCUCUCCGAGCUCGGGGCGGCCGCCACCCUCCUCCCCCCCGCGCCCACCGUUACCGAGCCGCCGCCGGGGCCGGGGCCGCGAUACCGGGCUCGUCCCGCCGGGGCCGGGCCGGGCCGGGGCCGCUCCCGCGUCGCUACGGCAACCGCGCCCCCCGCCCGCCAGCCGGCCAAUGGCAGCGCGGGGCGCCUCGCACGGGCCAAUCAGCGCCCGUUCAGGGCGGGACUAAGCGGCGCGGCGGGACGGGGCGGCGGAGGGGCCAGAAAGGCUGGACGCGGCCGGGGCGGGGCGGGGGAGCCCCGGGGGGACCCCCCACCUCCCGGAUGCUUCGCUGACCCCCGGGCGCUGCCGGUCGGUGCGGCACCUGCGGCGGGCCGUGGGCUCCCAUGGAUGUCACGCAGCGUCCCCGGACACCCCACUGUACCCCACGGGGUCCCACCUUGUUCUCUGACUCCCCGGACACCCCACGGUGCCCCAUAGUGCCCCACGGGGUCCCACCGCGUGCCCUGGCACCCCGCGGGAUCCCAAAGUGUCCCCAAGUACCCCACAGUGUCCCUCGCACGCCCCUGGCACCCCACCGUGUCCACUGGUGUCAUGGAGCAGCCCGUGGCAUCCCACAGUAUCCCACGGGGUCCCACGCUGCCCCUCAGCACCCCACGGGAUCCCAAAAGUGUCCCUAAAAUCCCCAGAGUGUCCCACGCUGUCCCCAGCAUCCCACCGCGUCCCACUGUUCCACGGAGUCCCACAGUGUCCCACGGGGUUCUACAAUAUCCCAGGGGUCCCACCGCGUCCCGUGGCACCUCACAGGAUCCCAAAGCGUCCCUAAACGCCCCACAGACUGCCACGCAGUCUCUUGGCAUCCCACAGCGUCCACUGGUGUCCCACGGAGUCCCGCAGGGUCCCAGGGAGUCCCCGGGACAGCGCACCGCGGUGCUGAGCCCCACCGGCGCCGGCCUCCCCCGUGUCCCCCCUCCCAGACCCACGGCAGCCCCGCCGCCGGUGUCCGUGCCCGGGGAAGGCCGGGGGCAGCCCCGCCGGGCGGGAGCGGGAAGCGCCGGAGCCGCCCCGUCGGGGCCGCCGGGAUUGCGGCGCUGCGGGCAGCACGUCUCGGCCCGGCCCGGAGGGGACCGGGGCUGCGGGACCCCGGGGGCGCGAGGGCGCGGCGAGCCCCGCUGGGACCCCCGAGGCCGCGGGGAGCCGCCGGCUGAUGUCCCGGGGAGGCCGAGGGACACGGGGGACACCGGGAGGGACACCGAGGAAAGCACGGGGACACGCGAGGAACACCGGAGGGGACACGGGGGGACACAACGGGGGAUCCACCGAGGUGACACCGCCGCGGGCUCCCCGGUGCGCUCGUCGGGGGCAGCCCAGGUGCACCCAGGGGAGGUCCCGGUGCCGGUGCAGGUCCCUCCCAUCCCGCUGGGCGCGGAGCCGCCAGGAACUGCCCCGGGUUUUCCUGCCCGUCCCGUCCCAUCCCGUCCUGUCCCGGUGGGGAGCGGGGCCGGGCGCGGCCAGGGGACCCCGGCCCGGUAUCGGUUCUGCUUUCGAGGGAGGCGAUUUCGCAGUAACGGGGGGCGGGAGCCACCUGCCCCGGGGAUUCCCCACCUGCCGCCGCCCCAUAAGUACCCGGUGGCAGCGCCGGUGGCGGCAUCGACCGGGAACGACCGGGAAUGGCUUCGCUCCGCCGCCUCUGCCUCUGUCUCUGCCUCCCGCUGCUGCUGCCGCCCGCGGCUCCGGCCCCGACCCCGGCCCCGGCGUCCGGCACCGACUGGGCCGCCUGUAAGAUCCUCUCCCGGGACCUGUCGCGGCUGCUGGCGACCGUCAAAGAACCGCACCCGGUGCUGGAGGAGAUGCAGCUGAGCGAGGAGGACCCCCAGAACUGGCCCCCCCGGAUCCUCUGCAGCGACGCCUGUGACCCCCCCACACUGGACACCAACAACACGCGCUGCCUGCACCGGAUCCUCCAGGCGCUCCAGCACUACCGGGACCUGCUGGGCUCCGACAUCUUCAGGGAGCAGCCCCAGCCCCAGCUGGAGACCACGAUGGACCAGCUGCUGGGCCUCGUCCAGCAGGAGCAUGGCCACCCCCCCCGGCACCCCAUGGACCCCAGCAACAACUGGUCCCACGGGCUGCUCCGGCACCUGGCCCUGAACCGGCUCCGCUCCUUCGCCGCCGUCAUGAGCCGCGUCUUCACCCACAGCGCCAGCGCCCGCUGAGCCCCAGGGCCCCCCACCCCCCUAUUUAUUGCCUCCCUCUCGAGGGGUUAUUUAUGUACCGCGCUCCCUAUUUAUCUCGGGUAUUUAUGAGUUUCUAAUAAAGCUCUGGAGGAGA
Molecule: messenger RNA, 2958 nt
Organism: Pseudopipra pipra
Lineage: Eukaryota; Metazoa; Chordata; Aves; Passeriformes; Pipridae
Gene: IL23A
Product: interleukin 23 subunit alpha
Exons: 4
Coding region: 2298-2843 (181 amino acids)
Biological process (GO): immune response; positive regulation of T cell proliferation; positive regulation of T-helper 17 cell lineage commitment
Cellular component (GO): interleukin-23 complex; extracellular region
Molecular function (GO): cytokine activity
Source: RefSeq, a predicted model, not a curated record